UGGUACAACAAGUCACAUGCUCUCUCAAUAAUUAAAGAACUGCUUUCCACGGUCAAAAGCAGCAGCCCUUCCUGCUGGAGAGGAAAAACAGCUCAACGUGUGACUGACUCAAAUCCCAUAUUAAAGUACAUUGACGCACACACUGCUGCCUGAACAUGUAUGGGACGAUGCCUUUUUUCAUCAUUGUGCUGCCCUCUACAGGUCCAUCCUCUUCAUUUUGUUCUCCACCUCCUCCUCUUCCUGUCCUCCUCUACCCACCUCCUUCACAUUACCAUACCCCCUUAAAGACUAUUGCACGCAUUAAAUCCCUUUUCAUUUCCGCGCAGUGACUGUCAUGAGAUUGGGAGGAAUUUAUGUGUUUUUUUUUUCUUCCUGAGUGAUUUCUGGUGCCGUGUUAUGAUAAUUGUGUCAUAACGCGGCCAUCGCUGUAGGGGAUGCACCAACCCAAGAUCAAGUUCCACUAGUUGAAAGGUUGGUUUAUAGAUCAAGCUGACGUACGUGUACACGGGAUAUUUUAUGACCUGUGCGGGACUAGAUCGGACUCUUGCGCCGCUGGAUGUGAACGCUGAAGAAGCUUUCAUCCACCUUCCCCAGGUUGGUGUGAACUGUCCGGCAGCUGAAAUCCAAAAGAUCUAUACAUACAUCACCGGUGGUAGCAGCAGAUGCAGACACGGGAAUUUUUUUUUUUUCCCCGUGCUCCAAUCUCUCCGUUCCGCUCCACCAGUGCGCAUGUAUGGCAGUCAGUUAAAAUGUAUGCGGCAAGUCUCGCCUGAUGUGGGAAUAUAGCGCGUCUUCAUUCGCCCCCUCUUCUUCUGCUUGACCAUGUUCGAACUUUGGUUCUGGCUCCUUUUUCGAGAUGACAUUGCUCGUUUUAGUCGCCGCUGGAGGAGCGCAGGAUCAGCCCGUUUGGCCGCGCUCAUUGUCGUGUUUUUGGCGUGAAUGAAAGACUGUGCGCUCUUGGAUGCCUGGUUUAUGGAGACAAACACCCAGGAGAGCUGACUUUGGAGGAUUCUUUUUAAUCAAAUUUUUGUUGAACAAAUGAGUGGGAAGGGCGGCUGGUGAAAAAUUUAAUUUUCACCGAUGCUGGUGGAAGAAAAGAGACACCGCUACGUGACUUUGGGGAUGCUUUGGCGUUCAUCCGGAUCAGUACGAUGACUCCUCAUUUUGGUACCAUACUUGACUGAGCUGGGGCGACCUCACCCAGGAAAAAUGCAUAUCUGGAUCCUAAGUCUAAUCCUUCUGAUUGCAUCAUCUCUGAGGCUGGUUGAGAUGUAUGACAAUUAUGGAGAGAUCUGUCGAAGUCUUUGCACAUGUGAGGAGAAGGAAGGGAUCCUGACAGUGAGCUGUGAGAACCGAGGGAUCAUCAGACUUACGGAGAUCAGCCCCGUCCAUUUCUCCAUGUAUCACCUCCUGCUGACAGGGAAUCUCUUGAAGAAGCUGUCAGUCAAUGAUUUCAUCAAUUACACCGGGGUCACCAUCUUGCACCUGGGGAACAAUGAUAUCGCUGAGAUAGAAUCAGGGGCCUUCAAUGGGCUACAGGGAUUAAAAAGAUUGCACCUAAAUAACAACAAAAUUGAUUUGCUCAGAGAUGACACAUUUACUGGACUGGAGAGCUUGGAAUACCUACAAAUUGAUUAUAAUUACAUUACUAAUAUUGAACCCAACACCUUGAGCAAACUCCACCAUCUCACAGUGAUGAUUUUAAAUGACAACCUGCUCUCGUCCCUGCCUUCGAAUAUCUUUCGGAAUGUUCCACUCACGCACCUGGACUUGAGAGGGAACCGCUUGAAAAUGUUCCCCUAUGUUGGCCUCCUAGAGCACAUGGACAAAGUUGUGGAAUUACAGCUGGAGGAGAACCCGUGGAACUGCUCUUGCGAGCUUAUUGCUUUAAAGGCCUGGCUAGAGAGUAUAGCAUACACAGCUCUGGUCGGAGAAGUUGUGUGUGAGACACCGUUCCGGCUCCAUGGCAGGGACCUGGAUGAGGUUUCCAAGCAGGAACUUUGCCCAAGAAGACCCCUGGAUGACUCCGUUAGGCCCGCACCACCCAGCAGCACCAGUGGAUAUCCCCACACCACCCCUGCUGCUGUCACUGCAUCUGGCACCUCCUCUGCUGUUUUCCGCUCCUCGUCUAGGCCUACCAAGGGUACAAGGCAUUUUAACAGAACCAGGUUAAAGCCCACCUCCAGAAUACCAGGUGGUAAUCCUUACAACUAUGGCCCCAUUAUUGCUUUUCAGACAAAAUCUCCUGUGCCUUUGGACUGCCCCACUACCUGCACAUGCAACCUGCAGAUAUCUGAGAUAGGGCUUAAUGUCAACUGCCAAGAGAGAAAGAUUGAAAGCAUUUCUGACCUUAAACCCAAGCCAUACAAUCCUAAGAAAAUGUAUCUCACUGGAAAUUACAUCCCAGUGGUACGCAGAUCAGAUUUUGUCGACGCUACAGGAUUGGAUUUACUUCACCUGGGAAACAACAGGAUAACAGUGAUACACGACAGAGCUUUUGGGGAUUUAACCAAUCUGCGUAGGCUGUAUUUGAAUGGUAAUCUCAUGGACAGGCUUACAGGAGAGAUGUUUUUUGGUUUGCAGAACUUGCAAUAUCUUUAUUUAGAGUACAAUAAAAUUAAAGAAAUUGAUGAGGGCGCUUUCCGUUAUCUCCCUAAUCUCCAGCUGCUUUUUCUCAACAAUAACCUCUUAAAAACCCUACCUUCAGGCAUCUUUUCUAGUCUUUCCUUGUCCAGACUUAACCUACGCAACAAUAAUUUCAAAAACCUGCCUGUGAGUGGUGUAUUAGAUCAGCUGAAACUGCUCCUGCAAAUAGAUCUGUUUGAAAACCCCUGGGACUGCUCCUGUGACAUGGUAGGGAUGAAGAUAUGGCUGGAGCAGCUGAAUGCAGGAACUGUGGUUAACGAAGUUGUGUGUGAGACACCCAGAGUCCUCACAGGAAAGGAGUUGCACUCGAUUCAAUCGGAGCAGCUCUGCCCGGAUGACUCCAACGCUUACACGCUGCCCACCAUUGCCACAGAUGAGCCCAUGGAUGAGCAGGUUGUCACCACAGCAGCUCCGCAGAAGUUCAACACCCCCAGCAGCACAGUUCCUCUCUCUGUCCUCAUCCUCAGCCUCCUGCUUGUUUUCAUCAUGUCUGUCUUCGUGGCUGCAGGGCUUUUUGUUGUUGUGAUGAAAAAGCGCAAAAAAUCACAGAGCGACCGUACUAGCACCAAUAACUCUGAUGUCAGCUCUUUUAACUUGCAGUACAGUCUUUACAACAACCGUUCUGGACCCAAAGUUAAGGCUCCAGCCGGUCAUGUCUAUGAGUACAUUCCACAUCCCAUGGGCCACAUGUGUAAAAACCCCAUAUAUCGGUCACGGGAGGGCAACACUGUGGAGGAUUACCGUGACCUCCAUGAGCUGAAGGUCACUUACAGGAAUACCCCAGAUGAGGAGAGGGAGGGCAGUGUGAUGAGGAGCCCUGCCUACAGUGUGAGCACCAUCGAGCCAAGGGAAAACCCCUCCCCUGUCCAGGACGCAGACCAUUUCUUCAGGGGGAUCCUGGAGCCGGAUAAGCAGUCCCCCCAUCAGCCCAUUCCAUCCAUCCCAGCAGGGGCCAAUUUAGAGUACAAGUACACAGGGCCGGUGUCGUACACAUACAACCCUAAUUUUGAUGUCAGACGUCAGUUUUUGCACCCGGAGAGGAUAAGAGAAACAGUCCUGUACGGCACCGCACCGAGUACUGUUUAUGUUGAGCCUAACAGGAACGAGUACUUGGAGCUAAAAGCUAAACUGCAGUCUGAGCCUGAUUACCUCGAAGUUCUUGAGAAACAGACCACCUUUAGCCAGUUCUGAGCAACAAAAACCUGAGUUCAUGUCAAACAAAUGCAUUUUUCUCCUUCGUCCCUCUGUGAAACACAACAGUUUAUCCGGUGCCUUGGCACAAGACAAACAAGCUAACACGGGGGAAAGAUGUGGAAAUUGAAAAAAAUAAAAUAAAAAAUUGGGGUGUGCCGAACAAUUUUAUUCUUAUUUCUGAAACAUGACAUCACUGGAACGGAUACAGCUUUCUGAGACAUGGAGGAACAUUAUGGCUCUGCUUAACUGAUAAUGCAAAAUCUAUUUUUCUAUGAUGAAAAGCAAAUACCACACAAAAUGUACCUGUACAGGUAACUUCAUUUUCAGGAAUAUAACCAUGCAUAAGGUAUAUUGUGAAUCAGAAAAGAAAUGUUUAUUAAAUCUCUCCUGGACACAAAAACACUGUACAGCAGAU
Cynoglossus semilaevis (tongue sole) is the source of this 4255-nucleotide messenger RNA. It is a transcript of the gene slitrk5, whose product is annotated as SLIT and NTRK like family member 5. Gene Ontology annotation, biological process: axonogenesis; positive regulation of synapse assembly. The transcript is spliced from 2 exons. Bases 1210 to 3837 code for a protein of 875 amino acids. Lineage: Eukaryota; Metazoa; Chordata; Actinopteri; Pleuronectiformes; Cynoglossidae. The record is from RefSeq and is a predicted model, not a curated record. Gene Ontology annotation, molecular function: protein binding.